UGGACAGGAACCGGGUGGGGGCGCCCCAGAGGCCACCCCGAGGAUCUUUCCAGCUGUCAGGUGACUCAACCCCAAAGGCGCGAAAGGGCAAGCACGUGAAUGUGCGCGGGGACGGAGUGGAAGGAGUGUCCCACAUGGGGAGCCCGGGCUAAGGAGGGCAGGUGGGACUGCAGCACUUACAGGAGACCACACUGCCGACGUGGGGGGUGGAACGCUCCAGGGGGCGGGACAGCCCCCAGGGGGCCCCGGAGCUGGGGCCGGUAGGGGCGUGGCCUUGGGGCCCCGCCUCUCCCGCCUCCUCAGCCUGGGGCUCGCACACCGGACGAACGCAGCUGCGCUGCGCAACCGCCGCCCAUCGCAGGGACCAUGGGUCUCAGUCCCGCCUCGACCCCCCGCGAACCCGCCCCUUCUGCCGCUUGACUGGAGGCCCAGGUGGCCAUCAUGGGUCAGUGCUACUACAAUGAGACCAUUGGCUUUUUCUACAAUAACAGUGGCAAGGAGCUCAGCCUUCACUGGCGCCCCAAGGAUGUGGUGGUGGUGGCUCUGGGGCUGACGGUCAGUGUACUGGUGUUACUCACCAAUCUGCUGGUCAUUGCAGCCAUCGCCUCCAACCGACGCUUCCACCAGCCCAUAUACUAUCUGCUCGGCAACUUGGCUGCUGCUGACCUCUUUGCCGGCAUGGCCUACCUCUUCCUUAUGUUCCAUACUGGCCCACGAACCGCCAGGCUCUCCAUCAAAGGCUGGUUCCUGCGACAGGGCCUGCUGGACACCAGCCUGACAGCAUCGGUGGCCACACUGCUGGCCAUUGCUGUAGAGCGGCACCGUAGUGUGAUGGCCGUGCAGCUUCAUAGCCGCUUGCCCAGGGGCCGUGUGGUCACACUCAUCGUGGGUGUGUGGGUGGCUGCACUGGGCCUGGGGCUGCUGCCUGCACACUUCUGGCACUGUCUCUGUGACUUGGACAGGUGCUCACGAAUGGUGCCCCUGUUCAGCCGCUCAUACCUGGCUGUGUGGGCCCUGUCCAGCCUGCUCGUCUUCCUGCUCAUGGUAGCCGUCUACAUACGAAUUUUCUUCUAUGUGCGUAGACGGGUGGAACGCAUGGCAGAGCAUGUCAGCUGCCAUCCCCGCUACCGAGAGACGACACUCAGCCUAGUCAAGACUGUUGUCAUCAUCCUGGGGGCAUUCGUGGUGUGCUGGACGCCGGGCCAGGUGGUGCUGCUCCUGGACGGUCUAGACUGUAAAUCCUGCAAUGUCCUGGCUGUGGAGAAGUACUUCCUACUCCUGGCUGAGGCCAACUCACUGGUGAAUGCAGUGGUGUAUUCCUGCCGAGACGCUGAGAUGCGCCGGACCUUCCGCCGCCUCCUGUGCUGCAUGUGCCUUCGCUGGUCCAACCACAAAUCUGCCCACUACUCAUCUUCUGCCCGGAUGGGCGCCAGCACCCGAAUCAUGCUUCCUGAGAAUGACCACCCUCUGACGGACUCCACCCUUUAGCUUCCGUGGACUGAGGCGGGAGACAGGCAGGAAUGUUGUCUGUCUGUACCCACAGCCACUUGCAGUUCCCCUGACUCAAUCCAGCCCAGCAGAUGCAUGGCCCCUCAAUGCUCCCCAGGCCCACAGAUCUGCCCACCUCAGGACACUGGGAGUUGGGGCCAUCUCCAUGCACCUGGGAGGGCAUCCAAAGGGGCUUGGCAGUCUGGCUCUGUUAUCUCAGGGUUUUUUUGUUUUUUAAUUUUUGGUUUUUCGAGACAGGGUUUCUCUGUGUAACUUUGGAGCCUAUCCUGGCACUCGCUCUGGAGACCAGGCUGGCCUCGAACUCAGAGAUCCACCUGCCUCUGCCUCCCGAGUGUUGGGAUUAAAAGCCUGCGCCACAAACGCCUGGCUGUGUUUGUAGUUUUUUUAACAUUUUCAUGUUUUACUGUAUGUCUCUGGUAUAUCCUAUGGACUCUUUCUUUCUACAUGGUGCUGUAGGUGUUCAGGGUAGAAGAGAUGGGAGCUGUCCCAGGUUAGACCACCCACUGUUACAGGCUAGACUAUAGGUGUACUGUCUUUCUGAGGCUAGUUUGGUUUUUUUGAGACAGGAUCUCAUGUAGUCUAGCCUGGCUUUGAAUUCACUGUGUAGCUGAGGUUGGCCUUGAAUUCUUAAUCCUCCUGAAUCCACCUUCCAAUUGCUGGCUCUGGUGUUGAAUGGUAAUUGAUCAGCCUUUGAGGGCUCGCCUCAUAGAGGACCACAUGAUACAGGGCAAGCCUUUCCACUCCUAGGUUGCCAAUUUGCUUGGUUGAGUUUCUUUUUUGUGUGUGUUAUUAACUCAGACAAUUUGUCCCUGUGUCCUGGAGUUAUCUAUCAUGUCUCACAGUUGGCGAGACUCCUUCAACAUGGAAUCUCGGGCCCUGACCUCAUUCCUGUUCUUCCUCUCUCCUGUAAUCCCAUACCACCACCCCCCCCCCCCCGCCCCC
Messenger RNA from Cricetulus griseus (Chinese hamster), 2451 nucleotides. Lineage: Eukaryota; Metazoa; Chordata; Mammalia; Rodentia; Cricetidae. The record is from RefSeq and is a predicted model, not a curated record.